AUGGCUUUAACCAUGAACUCUGUGUUGUUUCCUAUUCGGUCACUGAUGCACAUGUUUGAGGACAAAGCCCAAGCUUUUAUCAGUGAAAUUGAUAAUGUUCACAUGGUAUGGCUUGAGGAGAUUCAACAAGAGGCCAAUCGCAUGUUUACAAGAGAUUUUAAUGCAGAACCAGAGCUCAUGCCAAAAACUCCCUCACAAAAAAAGAAUACACGCAGGAAACGUGUUUCUUUAGGACGCCAGGAAGACGGCCAAUCUAAUAGAAGGUUUUCAAAGGGUCGACGCAGCAACCUCCGUGGAUCUUCAUCAAGUGCUUUGAACAGUAUCACUGAGGAGAAGGCUGCAUCCCUGACAUCCAACGCCAAGACAGAAAACACACGCCCAAAGCGGGCAACUCGCAAAAAGCAAACAAAGGCUCAGGAAGAGGGUUUACCAGAAGACCAGAUUAGUCCGAGCAGUACUCAUUCUGAGGACACAAGUGUGAAGACGGAUCUGAUAGAAAUCUUGGACCUGGAUGAACCUGAGCAAAAGGGUCAAAAUAUUAAAGAAGAAAUGUCCGUCAAGACUGAGCUUCCCAAAAAUAUUCCUUCUCCAAAUGUAGUAGUUUCUCUUUCUCCAACGGACCGUUUGUCCGCUGAGAUAGUUGUGAGGGCAAAGACCUCUCCUGGACAAGCAGACGAUUUAACAGAAGUAAUGGAGCACACUGUGAAUGACAAACCUUGCAGGAAUUCAGUGCGGCCUUCACUAAAACUGCGGCGCUCUGUGGCUGGUUUGAGGCACAGCAUGACUCGGGAGUCCAUAAGACGUGCUUCGCGAAGAUCCAUGCUGAAAAGGAAAGUGUCUCGCGUGGGCAACUCUUCCUGUGACAGCAACGUUGAUGAUGACUCGUGUAUGGAAUCAGUGGAUGAAGAAGCUCCGCCUAUGGCAUUACCAGAACCCACAGAACCUGUUGUUGCUGCUGCUGUCGUAAACGAACAGCCAAAAGAAAACACUGUACCAGAUAAAACCACUGUGGAAAUGGUUUGUGCUACGGAGAUGGAACUCCCUCCAGUUGAGACUCUUGGGCGCGUAACCCGGUCCAUUGCUGCCCAUUCUUCAAGAGCAGCACCUCUGUCGCUCGCCGCAGUUAGCACUCCAAACAGGCGUCCAGUGACUGCGGAGAAGAAAACCCCGUCAAAUCGCCGUUCAAGUACAAAAAGGAAGGCUCCUGAUGUGGAAAGCCCAAACAAGGGGGCCUCCGCUCCCAAGAAGAGCCAGAGUGCACUCAGACCAAACAUGAAGUCUUUCCUACACACUGUUCAUAAGAACCAGAUGUUAAUGAUGACUCCAAACUCUCUUGGUCGGGCUACUGUUUUGAAGUCCUUCAUCAAAAACACAACCCCUCUCAGGAUGGAUCCAAAGACAAAGGAGCGCUACAAACUGGAAGCCCUCAAAAAGAAACAGGAACAAGAAAUUGAAAGAAUGAAGAAAAUGGAGGAGGAUAAAAGGAAAAAACAGGAAGAACUGAAAAAGAAGAGGGAUGAACGACUGCGGCGAGUGUUUGAAGCCAAAUCCAAAGAAGAUCAGAAAGAGGAGGAGAAAAAGAAGAAGAUUGAGCUAAAGAUGGCUCACAUCGAUGAGAAAAAUGAUAAGCGUUUUAUAGACGAAAAGAAGAAAAAGUUGGCAGUGAAACGUCAAGAGGAGCUUGAGCUGAAAAAGAAGCAGGAGGAAGAGGCAAAAAGGAGAAAGCUUCAACAGGAGGAGGAGAAGCGGCAGCAAGAGCUGUUGGCUAAGAAGGCGAUGGAGGAGGAGGCGCAGAGACUGGCUGAGGCGCAGAGACUGGCUGAGGCGCAGAGACUGGCUGAGGCGCAGAGACUGGCUGAGGCGCAGAGACUGGCUGAGGCGCAGAGACUGGCUGAGCUCCAGCGAGUACGAGAAAGACAGGCUGAGAGGGAAAGACUUGAGAAGGAGGCACUGCAGCGUGAGCUGGAGAGGGCUGCGAGAGAGAAGGAGCAGAGAGAACUCGACCUGCGGAAGGCUAUUGAGGAAAACCGGAAACAGCAGGAACAGCGGAUGGCUGCAGAAAAAGCUGCUAAAGAAAGACAAGCUGCUGAAAAGCAGGCUGCACCUGCUCUUAAUCUCACUGUGGAUAUUGAGCGUUCUGUCCUGUGCACACCUGUUGGUAAAGGAGCCGGCGGCGGGCUCAAUGUGACUGUGGAUAUUGAGAGAUCUCCACAAUCCUACUCAAUUACACCAAAAGGGGGAAACAAGAUUUCUUCCAAAAACCCAGAGGACUAUGGCAUGGACCAGAACAGUGAUGAUUCCACGGAUGACGAAACUGCACCCAGGAAAGCAAUUCCAUCUUGGGCUGAAGGACAUAACCUUCAGGUUCUAAUCAAGAAGCAGUAUUUUAGCCCUCAAAAUUUAUAUGCCUUCUUUGGGAAAGUUGAACCUCCUAAUCUUGAAAACAUCUUUUACAAGAGCAAGCCUCGCUAUUGUAAACGCACAAGUUCUGCAGUGUGGCACUCGCCUCCGAUUGGGAAGAAAUAG
Molecule: messenger RNA, 2526 nt
Organism: Knipowitschia caucasica
Lineage: Eukaryota; Metazoa; Chordata; Actinopteri; Gobiiformes; Gobiidae
Source: the annotation of a GenBank genome assembly